AUGUCUUCCAUCCAGUUUGCCAAAAACCAGGCGGAUUUUAACAAUUACCUUCUGAAUAACAAAUACCUUGUGGCGCAGUUCACUGCUUCAUGGUGUGGGCCCUGCCAGGCUAUCAAGCCCGUAAUUGACAAUCUAUACAGCUCAGACAAGUAUAAGAAGUUGGAGAUUGUCCGGGUCGACUUGGACUCGUGCCAGGAGGUGGCUGCCAAAUACAGUAUCACAAGUGUUCCUACGUUUUUGUUUUUCGAGAACGGCAAGGAGGUCGGACGUGUCCAGGGUGCUUCUCCCAAGAUGAUGGAGAGCUUUGAUCUGUUGAACGAGAAGGCCAAUGCUGAUUCCUCUGCUGGCCGCAGCACAGGUGCUAGUCUGUCGGCAUCGUUACCCAAUGAGCUUGGGUCUCUUAUCCCCAAGGGCUACCAGGUGCUCAAUGAUAUCAUUCACUUCGGUGAGUUGGUGUCCUUGAAUGCAUUGACUUUAGUUAAAAGUGAAGAGGCCAAACCCUCUGUCUUAUUUAGGGUUCCCGAGAAGCAGACGGCCGUUUUGUCUGAUGCCGACUCGCAGGCGUUGUUUUUCGUGCCAUUGAACAACAUUUCCAAGGUGUACUCUGUUCUCCUCAAGAUCUCCGAUCUCAGCAACUACAAGGGCGAUCUUGAGUUGGACGAGGACGAGAUUAAUGAGGAAACGCAACCUCCAUCGACCCUCAAGCUUUGGAUCAACAAACCUGGCAUCAUGUCGUUUGAUGACGCCGCUGCAGACAAGAACGCUCCACAUGUGGAGACACUUGAUCUUUCAAAGGUCUCUGACGGUUGGUACGAGGCCAAGUUGCGUUUUGUUCGUUUCCAGAGCGUUCAGAACUUGACUGUGUUUGUAGAUGGAGAGGAUGAGGACAAGCACACCGUGGUGGACAAGGUGGUCAUUGUCGGUAUCAGCGGAGACUCUCGGGAGCAGGGAUCCGUGCAGCAGCUAGAGGAAGAGUAA
Candidozyma duobushaemuli is the source of this 978-nucleotide messenger RNA. RefSeq lists its product as uncharacterized. NCBI's taxonomy places the organism in Eukaryota, Fungi, Ascomycota, Pichiomycetes, Serinales, Metschnikowiaceae. Bases 1 to 978 code for a protein of 325 amino acids. The record is from RefSeq and is a predicted model, not a curated record. The transcript has a single exon.